This is a messenger RNA of Sphaeroforma arctica JP610, 1038 nucleotides long. RefSeq lists its product as hypothetical. The annotation marks the transcript as partial. The transcript has 7 exons. Lineage: Eukaryota; Ichthyosporea; Ichthyophonida. The record is from RefSeq and is a predicted model, not a curated record.
CAGGCAAAGAAUUGGGGGAAUCUCAACUGACUAGUCUCGUGAAGGAAGUCUCCGAUCCUAAUAGGAUCAAGGACCAACUGUCACAUUUUGCUGGCGAUAUAGUGACGGGUGUGGGACUUCUAUUCAAAGGUUGUAAGACAGGCAUCUCGGAUGCGGAAACGCGCAGACUACACAAGAAGCUUCUGAUCCCUUUCAUUGUGGCUAUAGUUGUGUCGUUUAUAGUAGUGAAGCUCUUGCUGCUGCCGGUCUUGGGCGUGAUGUGGCUCGUAUCCCUGACAACAACCCUAUCCGACAGCACGUGGGAGUACGCCCACGACAUCUCCAACCAGUUUGUGUUUGGUGUGCCGUUCAUUACCAUGCAAGUCAUGCGCUACUUCUACUUCGAGCCCUUUGAGAAGGUCUUCUUCUCCUGUCUGCGCGUGCAGGACAAUGCCUUGGCCGAACGGCUGCUGAGCUACGAACCCAGGUCUGGUAAGAAGAAUAUGAUGAUCAUGCUCAAGAAAACGUACCACUUGGCUAAGCUUGGACUCGUGUACGCUCUGCUGUCGUCCAUCCCAGUUGUCAAAGCAAUAGCGCUCCCGAUUUCUGAGUAUUUGGUUAUGCAUAAGAAAUUCGGUGUCAAAGUGGGGCUACUGUACUUUGCGGCCUAUGGCAUUGGCCUGGGCGUCUAUGCACAUGCCGUACAGUCUUAUUGGCUGGGCAGUCGCGUGCUUUCCGGCGAAUUGAUUGGUGCUACCUACCUGUUCAGGUGUCGUCUAAGCCAUGAAGAUAAUUCCAAACUCACUAAGAAGUUCGACUCAGUGUUCCUGGGCUUUGGUCUGCCCCUGUUCGUGGCCUUUGCGGUGCCAUACAUUGGGUGUCUCUCCUUUGGCAUUGCCUUUGCCGCUGCCUCGUCUCUCGCGUCGUAUGUGGACAACAAUUGUCGCGAGUACACGCACACCAUCGACACACCCUCGCUACUAUACUCCACGCGGCAAGAGAAACAGAUUAAGACCGGUCUAUUGAGCGAUAGUAGGAAGGACAUCUAGAGGCGCUAAC